AGCAGACCGCCGCGCUCCGCUGGUCGCAAUGGCAACCGCCGCUCCAACGGGAAGGGAGCGAAAACUUUCCCCUCGCGUGUAAUGUUUCCGGAGGCGCUCUGAGUCACUCGACGAACUACUUUUCCUACAUGAGGACGGAGCGUCCGACGCUGUGACCGGUCCCAAGAUGUCCCGGGGCUGCGCCGUGUCCGUGGAAGAGGUCCAGUCCUGGUGGGAAGUCCCCGCCAUAGCUCACUUCUGCUCGCUCUUCAGGACGGCGUUCCGGCUCCCGGACUUCGAGAUCGAGGAGCUGGAGAAAGCGCUGUCAGAGCAGGACCUGGACUUCCUGGGGGACCUGCUGGCCUGUUUGCUGCAGGGAUGCUACCAGCGCACCGACAUCACCCCGCAGACGUUCAGCAGCUACCUGGAUGACAUCAUCAGCUACAGGUGGGAGCUGGAGGAGGGGCAGCCCAACCCGCUGCGUGACGGGCCCUUCCACGGCCUCCCGCCUCGGACUCAGGUGGAGCUGCUGCACCGGCUCUGCGACUACCGCCUGGAUGCUGCCGACGUGUUCGACCUGCUGAAGGGGCUGGAUGCAGAUAGCCUGAGGGUGGAGCCCCUGGGGCAAGAUGGAGACGGCGCCCUCUACUGGUACUUUUACGGCACUCGUAUGUACAAAGAAGAGCCGGCUGAGAGGAAAGCUGAGAGGCUCAGCAGCGAGUUUGAUCCAUCAUUACCAGAGAAGAAGAGAAGGGGAAGACCACCAAAGAAGCGACAGUUAGAAGACAAUAAUAUGAGUGAAGAGGAAGGUGAUGUAACAGAAGUGAAAACAGACGACGGUCUGGAUGACGUUCCUCCGACCUCAGCUCGUAAACGAGGCGCCUGGUCCCUGGUCUGUGAUACGGAGGAACAGUGGAUCAGCCUGGCUGAGAGCAUCAAGGACAAAACGUCCCCGCAGGACCGGCACCUUUACCGCGUCAUCAGCCAGAACUUCCUGCCUGAGAUCAGCAGCAUGAUCGAGCACAAGGAGCGAGAGCAGAAACAGAAGUUACUGGAUCCGGCGCCGGUCCGGACGUCUCAGGGUUUCUCUGAAAGUCCCGUCGAGCACGAGAACGAGGACAACCUGAAGGGCAGAUCAGAGGAGGAGAGGAGGAAAGACGAAGAACUGGACCGGCAGGUUCUGCUGGCCGAGCAGCGCCGGGAAGAGGAGCGGCUCCUGCAGGAAGAACAGCAGAGGGAGAAGUUAGAGAAGAUCAAAGCUGCCGAGGAGCGAGCCAAGAGGCGGAGGAUGCGUGAGGAGAAGGCCUGGCUGCUGUCUCAAGGAAAAGACCUCCCGCCUGAGCUUCUGAACCUGGAGCCGCCGUCUCCCAUCAAGAGAACGCGAAGGAGCAAAGAAUUUUACGAUAUUGACGAUGACUACACCGCUCUGUAUAAAGUGCUCGAGGCUCUGAAAGCUCAUAAAGACUCCUGGCCGUUCUUAGAGCCGGUCGACGACUCUUACGCCCCCAAUUACCACGAGAUCAUCCAGACUCCCAUGGACCUGUCCACCAUCGAAAAGAAGCUCAGCGACGGGGACUACGUCGCCAAGGAGGAGUUUGUUGCUGAUGUGAAGCUCAUGUUUGAAAACUGCGUGGAAUAUAACGGAGAAGACAGCGAGUACACCAUCAUGGCCGAGUCUCUGGAGCGCUGCUUCAACCGCGCCCUGCUCAAACACUUCCCAUCAGAGGACGGCGACACCGACGAGGAGUUCCACAUCAGCCGGGAAGACAAAGAGCGCAAGGACAAGAAACGGAGCCGUAACAGUCGACAUUUAGGCCCCGAGAGUCUGAUCAGGGCCACAGAGCAGGUCCAGCGUAAACGCAACCCGCAGGGCAAAGGCAGCGCCCCCCCAGAGGCCGAGGACGGCAGGCUGACCCGACCGCAGCGUCCUCCUCACUGGGCUAACGGCCCCGCUCAUCCUCACAGCCUGGCUCCAGGCCAGCAGCACAUGUUCCACCCAGGACAGCAGUUGCGUCCUGCUGCUGGUCCCGCCGGUCCUCAUGGCCCGCAGAUGUACGGCCAAAGGAUAGCGAUGGAUCCUCGCUUCGGCUACCCAGUCCACCUGCCGAGACCCGGAGAGCCCAACUUCAGCCGCUACCCUCACAGUUUUAACCUGCAGAACCGCAUGGCUGACGGGCCUCCCAUGGGCCCCAGGUACCCAGUGGGCCCAGAUCCCACCGCGGCGCCUCGGCAGCAGGGCCACUACAUGGGUCCGACUCACGGUCCGUCGUUGGGGCCGCGGCCCUUGGCCCUCCAGCCGGGACCGCCUCCUGAAGGCAGCAUGUAUCCCCAGCACCAGCGUCCAGAGGGCCACAGCUUGCAUCCGAUGGCCAACAGGUUUUCCGGCUCAGAGGGACCGGGUCAGCACCCCUACCCGGGCCUGAGAUCUCCUGGCAUGGGGGCCUCCAACCUGUGGCCCGGUAUGAACCGGCCGGGCCCCAACGGCGUGCGGAUGCAGGAUCCUAACGCUGCCAACCAGCGCAGCUUCGGUUACGGGGGAAUCCCCCCACCCAUGGGACAUAAGCCGUGGCCGGAAGCUGCCGGCUACCCCCAGCACCCCCCCAACGCGCUGCAUCAGAUGUCUGCUGCAGCCAGCUCCCUGGGGCCCCUGUCUUCUCAGGCCCCUGGGCCUCAGCCAGACUCCACUAGCAGGACUCACUUGUCUUCCAUGCUGGAAAGCCCAGAGAUGCGGGCCCUGCAGCAGCUGUCGGCCUCCUCUGGACCCCCCGCCGGCACCCCUCAUCAGCACACAGGACACUUUCAGCAGCCAGGGGCCCCGUCAGGGUUUGGCAGCAGCCCAGCUCACCCCCCCCAACCCCCCCCUUCCCUUGAGGUUCAGCUGCUGCGUCCUGCAGGAGACAAAGGGGGGGACAGCCAGUCCUCCCAGCAGACGGCCGCGGACCCCAAAGGAACCGUGUCAGAGACCAGAGAAGACGCAGACGUCUCUGAGGAAGCUGCUUCACAGAGAAAUGUGAUCAACCAGGAUCUCAUCGCCUCCCUGAGCCCCUCUGGGCGUUACAGAACCUCACAGGGAAACCCUCCAGGAGCGCCUGAGGCCCGCCAGCAGGAGGCCCGCCAGCAGGAGGCCCGCCAGCAGGAGGCCGCCGGACGCAGCCCCGCUGCUCCGUUAGCCCACACCAGUCCAGAGGUACGGCCGCUGCAUGUCCCUGGUUCCCUGGGUUCUCCUGGGAACCAACCGCAGCGCAGCGAGGAGCCGCAGAACGCCUUAAAACCAGAGAGGACCCUCAGUGAGGGCCCCCCCGCCCCGCCCCUCGCCUCAGAGCUCCACCAUCCUGCUCCUCCUCGACAGAGCAGCCCCGUUCACGCCGUGGCCCAGACCGGGGCUCCGGCCGCCCAGCCCGGCCCCCCGCGGCCCGCCCCCCUCGCCUCUCUGCCGCCCAGCCAUCCUGCCACGCUGCCCCCCCCCCAGCCCGGCCCAGCCGAGCCGACCGGCCGGCCCGACAGAGAGGCCGCCGCUGUCUCCCCGCACCACGCCAUCGUGUCCCCCGGGCCGCCCGCCGGCCUUUACACGCAGCGGGCCUUCAGCCCCAAGCCCAGCCAGGCCCAGGCCGCCGGGGGCAGCGUGGGGGGGCCGACCCAGAGGGGGCCGCCUGCCAGCUACAGCCCCGCCGGCCCGCCCUCCCAGAGUCAGUACGGCAUGGCUAACCCUCUGCAGCCACACUACAGCCACACCAACAAGCCUCCCUCUGCUCACCACACGUAUCACAGCCAGACCCUGAACCCGCUGCACAGCUCCGCCCCCCUGCCUGCGUACCAGCAGCAGGGGGGCGGAGCCUACUCCUACCAGCUACCUGCCCAGCAGCACUCACCUGCCCUCACCAACAUGUACCCACCCCACCAGUACCAGCAGCAGGCCUACUACCCCCAGCCUCACGCCCAAACGCUCAGCCGGGGGGGCUACCCCCCCAAGGACUGGCCCCAGCCUGCGUUCCGGCCUCAGCGGCCCCUCCCACCCAGCGCCUACCUGCCUGCGGGCGCCACGCGAUCCAACGGUCAUUUCAGAGAGAGCAGCGCGUCUCCGCUGGGCUCAGAUUCCUGCGGUGCUGCUGGCCUCCUGUCCCCGGGUCCCGGAGCCGACGCCGGCCCCGAGGAGGAGGCCAGGGAGCGGGGGGGGAGCAGCGCCCCCGCCAAGCAGAGCGAGAGCUCAGAACCGCCAGAGAGCCCCAAACAGAUCCUCGACCUCGACAGCCACAACGCCGCCGCCCGCCAUCGAGCCGCCCCGCCGCUCCAGCUGCAUCCCGCCGCGCACAUAACCUCCGGGUUCAUGUACGACCCCCGCGCCCUGCACCCGGGGGUGCAGCAGGGCGGCGUCCCCCCCCCACACAUGCUGCCUCAGGGCCACGGAGUGGGAAACGGAUCCACGUACCCUGGCCAGCCGUACCCAGAGUCCCGCUACGCCGCCCAGAGACCCCACCCCCAUCUGAUGGAGGCUCUGCAGCGCCCCCAGCAGCUGCCCUACCCCCCCGGCCAGACACGCAUGGCCGUGUACAGACACCCCAGAGCUGGGGGGCACUUUCAGGGCAUGCUGCUCCAGCAGAGAGGCCUGGGUCCAGAGCGCUUCUUACACCCCGGACAACAGAUGAUGGCGGCUCCUGGAGGUCCUGCAGGCAGACAGGGGCCGUAAAACACCGGAGGGUCAGAAUACGGACCCAACAGGCAGAAGCUGCGUCCGGUUCUGGCCAGGCGGCUUCACCGACCCCCAGCAGAAUCAGCCGUCUGGAGGUGCAGAUCCUGCCAGGCGGCUGCUGCAACAAACAGAGAAAAUGUGAAAUAGUUUUGAGCCGCGCGGAUCAAUCGGCUCCGGUCGGCCGGGCAGGACGACGCAGCGGGUCAGCCUGCCCGGCCGGGGGCAUCGCCUUAGCAACACUGGACGGCCCACGCGGUCAGAUUAACUCAGGUGAGGAAGAGGAGGUCCUGUGAGAAGCGGCCUGCAGACGCCUUCGUCCUCGUUGUGAAUGUAUGAGUAAAUGUUGGGACAGGAGAAGCGGCGCCGCGGUUGCACAUGUGAGGACGUACAGCGCCGGUCUCUCCAGCCUCUUUCUGCCCAGAACUCUAAGAACCUUCCUCCACCCCCAGUGAAAUAUGCAUCUUCAAAGCUGCCUUCGUCUUUAAGAAUGUCUUUGCAGAACCGGGCCAGAACCUGGUGCUGCCCUGAUUCUCUGCUCGGCGCCGUUCAGUCAGUCCAGACGCCCCAGAACCGAGUGGCCUUCAGAAACGCGUCCUAAACUACUGAGGCCCCCCCCCCCCUCCCCUGCCUGUUGCUGCGCUGCACACGCGAGGCCGUGGUCCACGCUGGAGCCCAGCCAGAGCUCCGUCUGGUUCUGGUUCUGCUGAUCUCCAGGACGUUCCUCCUCCUGCUGUAAGGUUCUGCUCAGGGUUUCAGAAUACGGGUAUUUUUAUCAGUCCUUUGAGGAAGGAGCAGCACGCCUGAACGGAGACAGCAGCUUUGGUUCUGGCGCCGCCCGGUUCGUCUUCAGCGCUCAGCGGAUUCUCCGCCGUCCGGCAUUAAACUCGACUUCCUGCUCCGCUUCAGUCGCUCUUAGUGCGGUUUAGUCCUCAACUCAAUCUACCUCAACCAGCUGCUGAGUGGCUUCUAACAUCAGCCCGGCUCACCGCCUGUGGACGGGGUAAACGUGGCCUGGAAUGAUGCAUGAUGGGAGAAGAGGACCGGGUGGACUGGUU
Fundulus heteroclitus (mummichog) is the source of this 5721-nucleotide messenger RNA. RefSeq names its product cat eye syndrome critical region protein 2. Gene Ontology annotation, biological process: chromatin remodeling. Gene Ontology annotation, cellular component: CERF complex. Lineage: Eukaryota; Metazoa; Chordata; Actinopteri; Cyprinodontiformes; Fundulidae. The record is from RefSeq and is a predicted model, not a curated record. The coding region runs from base 167 to 4663 and encodes 1498 amino acids. The transcript has 19 exons. Gene Ontology annotation, molecular function: protein binding.